This is a messenger RNA of Psylliodes chrysocephalus, 1756 nucleotides long. The record is from the annotation of a GenBank genome assembly. NCBI's taxonomy places the organism in Eukaryota, Metazoa, Arthropoda, Insecta, Coleoptera, Chrysomelidae.
ACAUUACACCUUUAUCCACUUAUGACUUCAAUUAUAAAAAAAUAAUUUAUAACAUACCCAUACAGCACAAACACAUUUCGGAAAUAUUUCAAAAAUGUUGUAUUGAAAUAUUUGUAAUGUUGUAUAAAUAAUACGAAACGUCCCAGAAACAUUUCGGAAAUGUGCCUGAAAUAUAAAAAUGACCUGUAAAUUUAAUAUUUUACAGCAAUAUUUCAGAAAUGUAGUUUUAUUUCAUAAAUAUUAUGAAACGUUGUAGAAACGUUUCUAAAAUAUUUCUGGAAUAUCAAUGCAAAAUGAAUGCGACAUUACACUGUUUUUAUUAUAUCUAGCGUAUUUUUAUUAUGUCACAUGAAUUAGUGACUCUCUUUCGUAGAUCCCCUUCAUUUUCAAUAUAAGUUUUGUAUACCAACAGUUUAAGGUAUCCCCAAAGAAAAUAAUCUAUAUAUCGGGCGAGCGUGGGGGCCAUGGUUGUGGGCCUGCUCUCCCAAUCAAGAUAGAACACAUUAGGUCUAGGUAUAAAAAAAUGAGGUCCAAUGGGAUGGUAUCUGAUAAUUCUAACCCAAAUAUUAAAAGACAAAAUUAUUUUCAAUUAAGGAGUGUGGAUUGCUUUCGGUCCAUAUGUAAUUGUAUGGAAAUUAAUAAUUGAAUUGCGAGAAAACAAGCAGGACCCGUGUGGUAUCUAGACCUUGUACGCGACCAACAAAUGCUGGAAUGUGUUCAACCCCGCGCCACCCGGCUUACUUUUGGCCGCAUCAGACCAUCAUGCGAGGAAAGGUUAGAAAUGGGAAAUCUUAUAACAUUCCAACAGAGACGUCUCCGCUGUGACCUAAUUCUGUGGUUUCGAAUAAUAAAAGAUAACUUUGGCGACCUUAAUCAAGCUUUUCCUCUAAAUACUGACUCCCGACUUCGUGGACAUUCGCUAAAACUACAGAAAGAAAACUUCAAAACAAGAACGAGACAACAUUUUCUGAGUAACAGAAUCUUCGAAGUCUGGAACAACCUGCCCCAAGAAAUUAUAGAUUCCCAAAGUGUCAAUAUUUACAAAAAUAAUAUAGACAGACAUAUUUUUCACAAUUCAUAAUAAUGAUAUAUUUUUGGAUUCACCACUUGAACAAUGUUCGAACUUACAUUUGCAUGUAGCUCAUUUUCGAAUUUAAUUUUGGAACUGUAUUUAGUCUUAAGAUUUAUUUUUAAAUCAUUUCUUGAUUUAAUAGUUUUCAGGUUAAUUAAUUUGCUCUUUUUUUACUGGGCACAAUAGGAUACCGUCCACAAAAGGCUAGUCUUAAAAACAAAUCGUUUUCCACUUUUUCCCUAUGUUUCUUGUGUGGUCCAGACAUAUCCAAUUAGGUAAAUUUUAUUGUUUUUCUCGUAAACUAAGCAAGAUACAAAAAAAAUGUAUCUUUAAUUGCUCAAUCAGAAAAAAAUAUAAAAGUUACAAAAAAUUUAGUGUCGUACAUUUUUUUUGUCAACAAUAUUCGAUAAAGUGCCGCUCGGGACGCCACUGGACGCCACGUUUAAUGUUUAAUCAAGUUAAGAGCUAAAUUAGCCUGAUAAUACUACAAAUAAUACUGCAAAAUUACAAUAAAUUAGGUAAAGGAUAUUUAAAAUAUUUACGAAAAACCACAUUUUUUUAAUAAGUUUAACACCCUGUAUCUUGAAAAUUAACCAUUUGCAGAUCCAUGUUUACAUGAACUUUUUGUCUUAAAAUCACCCAAAGAAAUCGUCCGUUAAAUAUAUUGUACAUACUUAUGUUAAG